ACUCUACGGGAAACGUAAGCUACAAAACCUGUUCGGACGGUGUGGCCGUGCCGCCCGCGUGCCCGCGCCCGCCGUCCGUCAUCCACGACCCUCCAGCUCCAGUCCCCUGAUCCCCCAGUCGGGAUAUUUUACCCCCCAAAGGGCCUAAAGGGGGCGCUCCAACGCCCAUUUAUCAUUGGGGCGCGCGCCGCACGGCACCGCCAAAUUCCGACUACCCCUCGAUCCCAUUGUCAAGCGUCGCCGCCAAACACUCUUUUGAUUCCCCAACGACUCCCUCGAAAAGGAAGCUUUCGAGGGAAUCGGAGGGCUCGCCGAAUCAUGAGCAGCCCUACCGUCGGGUCCCUUCUGGCUGCCAUUGCGACACUUGUCAGUGAUGGCCUGCGUAUCUUACAGUUCGCCGAUAAGCGCCAAUGGGGACCUGACGAGCACGAGCAAUUGCGCCUGCUGGAGGAUACCCUCAACGACGCCAAGAAGGACUUCCAGGAGCUUUCUGUCCUUGUCAACGGACAGCGCUAUUACAUGAACGACCGCAAACCUCCGUCGAUCGCCGAACUGCGAGCUUUACAGUCCAAGGUCGAGCAUCAUAUCGAGAACUUCAAAGAUUGGACAAAGACAGGCGGACCGAUCAACCCAGUAUGGGCACGAGAGACGACGCAACUGCGCCGCGAACUACACCGCGCACAAUGCCGAGCAGCUAGGAGGAUAUUUGCGGCAGAGCAAGAGGCGUCAGCAAGAUGCCUGGGUGCCUUUCUCGUUCACAGAAAACAGCGUGAAUGGCAGAAUCGGCCUGCUACUUCAGAGGAGGAGCACCAUAGACGACACGUGGAAGAGGUGGUAGCAUGCAACACAAGUGGCAAGUUUGAGCGAUUUGGCGACGGAGGCAUUGCCUUCGUUUGCGACUUUUGCGACGGUCAUCUCGUAUGGGAAGACCUGGAGAGCAUGCCAUCAUUACGCACAGCCGAGGAAUCCAGCACGCGCCCGGUACCGCCCAUUUCGCCAACGACCGGGAUGCCGCACUGGCAGGCGACUGGGUUUACCGCCGACAAACGAAGAGAGGAGAAGACGGUAAUAUUUGCGCCUCUGGCGAUAGCGAAUCAUAUGGCGCCGUAUACCGAGGCAGGCGGUGACAGCGACGAUGAGAUGCGGAAUGCCCAGGAUGAAUCCGGCUUCGAAGAUCUCCAGGCCUUCCAAGAGCACCUAGAGUGGCAACACACAGCGGCGUCAAUACCCGCUGUCCCCUUGCCCAAGGCAGCCAAGGACUGCUUGGUGAUGUGACAUUAUUAAUUCGACAACGAUGUCUAUUGGUGGCGUAGAAACGGCGAUUCGUUCGUGUACAUAUAUUCAAAGUGUGUGGUCCUGACAUAGGCGAGGCGU
Molecule: messenger RNA, 1374 nt
Organism: Colletotrichum godetiae
Lineage: Eukaryota; Fungi; Ascomycota; Sordariomycetes; Glomerellales; Glomerellaceae
Exons: 3
Coding region: 319-1275 (318 amino acids)
Source: RefSeq, a predicted model, not a curated record